Gymnodraco acuticeps is the source of this 2156-nucleotide messenger RNA. RefSeq names its product opioid growth factor receptor-like. Gene Ontology annotation, cellular component: membrane. The coding region runs from base 63 to 1391 and encodes 442 amino acids. The record is from RefSeq and is a predicted model, not a curated record. Lineage: Eukaryota; Metazoa; Chordata; Actinopteri; Perciformes; Bathydraconidae. The transcript has 8 exons. Gene Ontology annotation, molecular function: opioid growth factor receptor activity.
ACAGUAGGAGUUGGGAGAAAGUGAAAGCGAAACAGACAUGUCAUAAAGCGACAUCAGGUGACAUGAGGCCCCUGUCAGUGCUGUUGUGUCGACGUGUGGAGGGUAUUAUGGCCUUCUUCAACGACAACGGAGGUUAUUCUGUGUUUGAGUGGUUUUUACGCUCUCCUGGUAUCAUAUGGCGCUGUAUGAGAAGACUUUGUAGAUUAAUAGUCAACGCAUUGAUACCGAUAAGAUGGCGAUCGAAUUACGAAAGCCCGGAAGAGCCUGAAACAAACUCCGAAGUCAACUUUCCAGCGAUUAGUUCCCCCAAAGAUGUGGAGCAGUCCCGCGGUAAUGGUCCACCGAAGAGGGCCGCUGACUACAACCGAGAUCUGACCCCCAAGGUGCGGCAGGGGUUUGACCGAAGCGUCCGGGAGUCUGAAGAAGUUGUUGCGCAGUUAACCGAAGAUGAAGAUGGGUCUGAGGAAGAUGGUGGAGAGUUUCGCGUUGAUUCCUCAGAUGAGUUUUACUGUGGCUAUGACUCCACCUGGGAGACAGAGGACCAGGAGCCGAGAUGCAGCGGGACAAGGCGACCUGCAGCCAAGCAUGUGAGUCCAGAGGCCCGCUGCGCUGUGAGGAGGGGGGCGAACUGUACUAACAAGUUCAGCAGCUUCGAGAAUGCCGCAAAAGACAUGCAGAACUACAGGCAUGACUACCCUUCUCUGUGCAAGAUGUCAAGCUGGAAUGAGUCGAAUGACCAGCCUAAUCUGAAGUUUCAUCAAGGGCUGAUGCGUUCUGUACCUGACGAUGCUUUCAUAAAGGAUUUCCACAAUGAAUGGUAUAGCGAUUAUAAUAGACUGGAGAGUGAACACUACUACAUUCAAUGGUUGUUCCCACUGCAGGAACCAGGGGUGAACUAUCAGGCAAGAACACUGACGAAAGACGAAAUAAAGGCCAUUUGUCAAAGCAGCCUGGCAUUGGAGAAUCUGUUGGAGUCCUAUAAGCUCAUGUUGGACUUCUAUGGUAUCGAGUUGCUUAAUGAGCAAACAGGAGAAUUGACGAGAGCGCUGAACUGGAAAGCGAGAUUCAACAACCUUAACAGUCACACUCACAACAACCUGCGCAUCACCCGCAUCCUGAAGUGCCUGGGAACCCUGGGGUACCCUCACUACCAAGCCCCCCUGGUGCACUUCUUCCUGGAGGAGACCCUCGUCAACAGAGAGCUGCCACAAAUCAAGGAUAGUGUUCUGAGCUACUUUGUGUUUGCGGUCCUCGAUAAGAAACAACGUAGGAGUCUCAUCAAGUUCGCCUAUUUGAACUAUGACCGUAAAGAUGAGUUUGUGUGGUGCCCAAAGAAAAUUCAAAUGAUGUGGUCACGGGAGUCAGUGUCUCUGCAAAAAACAUACUUAUGAUCUUCACAUGCAUCCCUUGAGUAUGGUGAACGAAUAGAAAGCCAAAGACAAUUAAGCUCUUAAAGUAUUUUCUGUCAAUGUUCCCCAAAUUCAAUCUACAUACUUAGGUUUACAAUACUCUCUAUACUAUGCGACUACAUACUAAUGCGGAGAACUGAAUGUAAUAAACAUAUCAUCACAGAUUCAGGAAUCCAUUUAAGGAAAUAUUAACAAGAAUUAGUCUGCAGUUUGUUUUGAGUGUACUGCACACUGCAUACUAAAAACAAGCUUAAGAUCAGAAUGUAAAAUAUUUAGCCAUGAUACUACUAUUACUACUAUUUUUGUUUCAUUAAAUGUUAUUCUUAUACAGGUUUCUAUAAAGAAAGCCGUUCUAAACCGGGUGAAACUGUUGCAAUUGAAUCUUAAGUGCCUAUGAUUCAGAAGUAGUGAAAAUGUUUUUUUUUUCCACUAAACCUGAAAUGUUUAUCCAAUAUAUAACCUGAACUCUUGUAAUUUCUAAUACAUUUUAUUCACUUAUUUACUGUGGUUCUUCCUUGCAUUUAUUCCUAUUAUCAAACUAGCAUUACACACACGUGUUUAGCUUCACAGAUUAUGGCAAACAUAAAGUCAAACACUGGUGUUCUUAAAGAAAAGGAUAUAUUACCAUUACGUUACGUUAGUGAAGUAUAUUAAAGCAUUCUGCAUUUAAGGGACCCAAUGGAGUGUUUCUUUCCUUAGUUUUGGUUCAUGUAAAUUACAAAUAAAUGUAUCCUACAGAUAUUCCCA